Molecule: messenger RNA, 969 nt
Organism: Aspergillus wentii DTO 134E9
Lineage: Eukaryota; Fungi; Ascomycota; Eurotiomycetes; Eurotiales; Aspergillaceae
Product: HpcH/HpaI aldolase/citrate lyase family protein
Exons: 3
Coding region: 1-969 (322 amino acids)
Biological process (GO): oxaloacetate metabolic process
Molecular function (GO): magnesium ion binding; catalytic activity
Source: RefSeq, a predicted model, not a curated record
AUGGCAUCCCGGAAUACCCUCCGUCGUGCCCUUCUCUACAUCCCCGGGUCCUCCCAACGCUUCAUCGACAAGUCACGCUCCCUGACAGCAGACUGUGUCGCAUAUGACCUCGAAGACAGCGUAACUCCGCACAUGAAGGCGGAAGCCCGCUCACUGGUGCGGAGAGCCAUUGACCAGCCCGCUCCAGCGGGGAUUCGAGAGCGAGCGGUGCGCAUCAAUUCGGUGGAUAGUGGGUUAGCAUUGGGUGAUUUGACUGAAGUGCUCAAAUCCCCCAAUCUAAGCACAAUCGUCAUCCCCAAAGUCAACUCGCCUUCCGAUCUCACCUUCGUCACGGAUGUCGUCUCCCACACCCUCGCCCAGCAACAGCAAACUUCCCCAGAAUCCCGUCCCCCCAUUUCCCUCCUUGCUCUCGUUGAAUCUGCCAAAUCUCUCACCAACCUCACCCAAAUCUGUGCGGCCUCUCCACUCCUCCAGGGUCUCAUCUUUGCUGCCGAGGACUUUGCCCUCGACCUGAGUAUCACGCGUACCCCCGCGCUGACGGAGUUUCUCUUCGCACGGUCUAUGAUUGCCACUGCGGCUCGUGCGGCUAACCUUCCCUCGACGAUUGACUUGGUUUGUACAGCGUACAAGUCUACCAAGGGUGAUGGGUCGCCUCCUGUGGCCCUGGAGGAGGAGUGUCGCAGUGGAAAGCAGUUAGGAUUCAAUGGUAAGCAGUGUAUUCACCCAUCGCAGGUGGAGACAGCGCAGCAGAUCUUCGGCCCGGAGCCUGAAGAAGUCCAGUGGGCGGUCCGGGUGGUGAUUGCGGAUGAAAAGGCCGCCACAGCUGGCCGUGGUGCGUGGACCUUGGACGGCAAGAUGAUUGAUGUGCCUGUGGCAGAAAAGGCACGAGCAAUUGUCAAAAAGGCCGAUGCUUGUGGUGUCAAUGUCCGGGAAUUACGGGAGAAAUGGCAACACCAGGAGCCAGAAUAG